UUUAAUGAGGACGGGGAGAGAGAGAGAGAGAGAGAGCUGCUGAAAGCAAUUCUAAAAGGAGCUAUGGGGUCCUUCAGCAUGAAAACUUGAUGAUUGGCAUCAAUGGCAAGACGGAGAGGUCGAAAGCAAAGCGGUGGGAGGCACAGCAUGCGUGGUGCGCUCCGACCCAGUUUUCAAUGGAGUGAUUUGAAAUGGUCUUCUUUCUUCAACCGAAUUGAAGACUGAAAAGAGCGGACCAAAGUGGAGACUUUCCUCUUCUACUCACAUGACCUUUCUCAGAACUGGAUUUUGAAGCCGAGGAAUGAUGAGAUCUUAGGAUUUAAGAUAUGGAUCACCAGAGUGGGAAUUGGAGGAGAAAGCCCUCGGAGAAGAACUUAGGUGAGUCAGACAGCUCGGGUUCAGUAUCGUCCUAUUCGGAGAGAUACUCCGACGAGCAGGAGGUAUUUGGCUCUUCUCCUACUGAAGGUUCCCUAAAUCAUGCUCACUCACAAGAAGUUUCAUCUAUUAAUAAGGGUAAUGAAGGACAUGUUACGGUCAAGAGUUUAACUGAGAAGCUUUCGGCUGCUCUUUUAGAUGUUGCUGCAAAAGAAGAUCUGAUAAAGCAGCAUGCAAAAGUUACAGAAGAAGCCAUUUCAGGCUGGGAAACAGCAGAAGCUGAACUCGCAGCUUUGAAGCAGCAGCUUGAAGCCUCUUCUUUGAAGAAUACUGUUCUCGAGGAUAGAAUCAGCCACCUUGAGGAAGCUCUAAAGGAAUGUGUGAGGAAGCUGAGGCAGUCAAGAGAGGAGCAAGAUCGGAAACUUCAGGAUGCCCUCCUCUUCAGCACUAAUGAAUGGGAAUCUAAGAAGUUCGAACUUGAAAAACAGCUCAAGGAGCUUCACGCACAACUUGAAACUGCAAAAACUGAGGCCUUUAUUAAUGCUGAUAAGUCUAUCAGCUUGAGGCUCGAAUCUCUAGAGAAAGAAAACAAAUCUCUUAAAACUGAGCUCCUUGUUCAAUCUGAACAACUACGUAUAUGCACAUUAGAGAGAGAACUGAGCACUCAAACGGCAGAAGCAGCCAGCAAGCAGCAUUUGGAAAGCAUAAAGAAGGUAGCAAAGCUUCAAUCUGAGUGUCGGAGGUUACAAGCUGUAGCAUGCAGAACAACAUCUACAAGAUACCAAAUUCCUGUAUGUCAUAGUGACCAAGAAAGCUUGGAUUCAUUGGCAUCGACGCUAAUCUCGCAACUUGAUCAGCUCAAGCAUGAAGACACGGUAGGUGCAACUGACAUCGCUGCAUCGACGGAGAUUGACUUAAUGGAUGAUUUCCUUGAAAUGGAGAAACUAGUUGCAACACCUGAAAUGGAUUAUGAGAUCUCUACCAACAACCUCAAAGGUGAAUCUAAUAGAGAUUUUGCGAGUGUGCAGUCACUAAGAAAUGAACUUGAAGCUCUACAGCUACAGGUUACUGAGUUGGGAAACAAGGUUGAGAUGAUGGAAAAUGAGAAAGCUCAACUUAAGAUGGAUUUAGCUGAGGUUCAAAAUCAACAUGAGGUUUCAUGCAAUCAGCUUGCUUUGGCAGGUGAUAAGUUAGUCGAUAUGCAAAGAAAGUUGGACUUUGCUAAUAAAGCAAAGGAUGCCGCAAUGGCUGAAGCAUUUGACCUGGAAGUGAGAAGGAAAGAAACGGAGUCUGGGCUAGAGAUGGCACAUUUGGAAGUUAUGAAACUUAGUGAAAAGUUGGAAUUAUUGCAAGGAAAACUUAAUGAGAAGGCAUUAUCAAUGGAACUUGAGGAGAAAUUAGAGACCUUGGAAGGAACAAAAAAUGAGUUGCAAUCUCAACUAAAUUCAGCAUACAUGCAAGCUGAAGAACUGCGUGAGCAUGUGGCCUUGUUAGAAGGAAAGGUAGAGGAAGAAAGAGCCCUAUCUGCAGUGUAUUCGACUAAGGCAGAAGCAAAUGAAGCGGAGUCAAAAAAACUGGAGAUUCAGCUCAUGUUAGCAAAUUCAGACCUUGAAAAUUUAAAUAAGACUAUCGCCGUAUUAGAACUUGAGCUCAAAGAAGAGAGAUUGACAACUUCCAAGUUAGCAGAUUCAGUAGAAACAGCAGAAUCUGCAAGAAGAUCCUUGGAAUCCCAGCUUGAGUUUACCCAUUCAGAAGUUGGAAAUCUACUUAAUGAAGUGCGACAUUUACAAGAGAAGCUUGAUGAGGAGAAGGCAUUAUCUGUUGAGUAUUCUAUGAAAUGCCAGGUCCUGGAAGAAGAGCUCUCGAGGAGGAAAAAAGAAGCUGAGCUCUGGCGUAUUACAAGCUCAAAUGGUGUUGUUAAGUUGAAUAAGGAGAAAGAGCUUGCUGAGGCUGCUGGCAAACUUGCAGAGUGUCAGAAGACCAUUGCUUCCCUUGGUCAGCAACUGAAAUCUCUAACAAACAUUGAUGAGUUCAUAUUUGAGUCAAAGAAGGCAGAGAAGGAUGGAUCCUUACCAUAUAUUAGCUUUCCAGAGAUCAAAGCAGAUUCUCAUUGUUCUUCAGAAGAUACUGCUUUCCCUGCUCUUUCUAAUGGCAAGGAGAAGGUACUCCUGCCUCAACCUCCUCAUCCUCAGAUCAUUUAGAGAAGCCCUAGGUUAUAGAAAAUAGAUGGCCAUUCUUUUUAAUUGGUUCUUACCAACCAGUGGGUGCUCUUCUUUGAUGUUUUCUUGUUCUUGAGUGAUAAUUUUCUUUCAGUAGUUGCAGGGUUGAUUGUGGAGAACUAAAAAAGAGAGUUGUACAUUCCUAGUGCAAUUUGGACUGUAUGGUAAUGAGAUGGUUGUAUAUUAAUUGAGCUCCAUUGAAACUGAUAAAUCACCUCCAUUAGCAUGAGGGUCACUGUGCA
Dendrobium catenatum is the source of this 2836-nucleotide messenger RNA. RefSeq names its product filament-like plant protein 3. The record is from RefSeq and is a predicted model, not a curated record. The transcript is spliced from 5 exons. NCBI's taxonomy places the organism in Eukaryota, Viridiplantae, Streptophyta, Magnoliopsida, Asparagales, Orchidaceae. The coding region runs from base 327 to 2576 and encodes 749 amino acids.